UAGUAUGGCAAAUGACUACACUGAAGAACCACCAUCCAACGUGACGUCAGAGGAUGAGGAACAUAUCUAUGAACAUAUUUAUGAAACUCUGGUGUCUUCUGACAAACCACAGCCGAAUCACCAAAUGGCCCUGGAUGAGCUCAUCACUACAGAGGCUAACUAUGUGCACAGCCUUCAGCUCUGCAUUUUUGACAUCCGUGAUCACCUCCAGAAAAAACAGCUGCCUGAAAUUGACCUGGAAGGAUUGUUCUCUAAUAUAGACGAUGUCCUGCAGGUUUCGAAACGUUUGUUGAAAGGACUUGAAACUUCUGUGAACCAGGGGCAGGAACAACUUUUUCAUAUCAGCACUUUAUUUCAAGAGCUCAAAGAAGAAAUGGAGAAUGUCUAUAAAAUUUAUUGUGGAGACUAUGACCAAGCUCUUUUACUGUUGGAUAUUUAUAGUAAGGAGCCAAGAUUGCAAAAAGAAAUCAUGGAAACUUUGACUACCACUGUGCCUCACACUGGUGCUUCGAACCUGAGCUUCUUCCUGGUGAUGCCAGUGCAACGAAUCACAAAAUACCCACUGUUGUUGCAGAAGAUUGUGGAAAACACUUCAGACUCUGACAGUGGCUAUGGAGCCCUGCAGGCUGCAGCCACUGCUAUGACAGAUGUCAAUGCCAAUAUCAAUGAAUAUAAAAGGCGGAAGGAAAUAGCAGAUAAAUAUAACAAAGCUGGGUAUCUGACUCUGCGAGAACGUCUGGCCCGUAUCAAUACCCACUCCAUUGCCAAGAAGACUGCACGGUUGAGCCGCCUCUUCAUGCACGAAACUGGGAUUGUGACCAAGACAGAGGAUAAAGAGUUUGAUAAACUGGAAGAAAAGUUUCAGUCAUUGGCAUCAACUAUAAUUGAUCUGAAAGAGAAUGUGGCCUGCUUUCUAGACAACACAGAGAUGUUUCUUAGUUUCAAACCACAUGAAGAUGAAUUGGAUAUAGAAACAUACAUUACCCAACCAUAUUGUUCCCUUGCAAAAAAGCUUCACAGCACCAUCUUUCCUGUCUAUAAGCAGAGGCUGGAGCACCUGGUAUAUAAGCCGCUGUGCAACUUGUCAGAGACUCUGAAGGGACCCCAGAAUCUGAUCAAGAAGCGAUCGGAUAAGCUGCUCGACUAUGAGGAAUAUGAGGAGAAGAGGAAUGAGACGGGCAGUGUGACCUAUGAGGAGGAGGCUAUGAUGAAUACCUAUCUUGGCAUUAACUCCUUGCUUGUAUCUGAGCUUCCUACAUUCAACCAGGUGGCCCUGAAGUGGCUGACCUGCAUCCUGUGUUCUUUCGUGACUCUUCAGAGGGAUCUGGCCAAGCAAGUCCUCCAAGAGGCAGAAGGGGAGAUUCUCCAGCUGCCCCAUAGACAUCUCUCUGCAACUGAAUUUUGGAAAAUGGUAAUGGAUACUUUAAAACAGGCAGAAGAUCAGCUGUACUUUCUCCAGGAGAAGUUUGAUACUCUUUUGCCAAACCCCGCUGUGCAGCCUCUUAGCUCUGCAGAGGAGAAGAAGGUCCUUUUGCUUCUGAACAAACAUGGCCCAGAUAAGUUGUACCAGGUGACAAGCGACACCGGUGGCUGCAAAGACAUGGACUUGACUCUGCAGAGAGGGCAGAUAGUGGCUUUUUUGCAUGGCAUGGACUCCAAGGGCAACACAAACCGAUGGCUGGUUGAUUCAGGAGGUCCAAGGGGCUACAUUUCACCUGGAAAGCUACAACGGUACCAUUACGCCCCCAGCUCAAAGCCCAGAACAACAACGGUGCCCCAGGGCAAUACUGCUGGGAAAAUGCCUCCUCCUUACAACUUACCCCAAACUCCCAAUCCCCCAGCGUACUUCAGCACUCCAGUUUUACAGGUAAGUGCUGCUUAUCCCUUCACAGCCAGGAGCAACCAGGAAGUCAGUCUGCAAGCAGGCCAAUCAGUGACUGUGCUGGAACCUCAUGAUAAAAAGGGAAGCAACGAAUGGUUCUUAGUGGAAGUGAAUGGACAGAAGGGCUACGUGCCUUCCAACCACCUGGCCAUGUUACCCCCGCGACCACCUGGAUGGGUUUGGCCAUUUCCAGCUCAGUAAAUGCAACUGUUAAGAGAUGCUUGGUUUAGAAGUCAGCUACGUUUUCAUUGCCUCUUUUUCCCUUUUUCUUUCAUGACAUUCAAUGGGCAAAGAGGCUGACAAUGAGGCUAGGAGUCCUCUGGAAUAUUGUGAGUUUCAGUUUCAGAAAAUCAGAAUGAAUUUGUGCCAUAUUUAUUGAAAAAUAUAUAUAUGAAGGAAUGUAGGUACAUAAGCUACUUAUAAUUUUGAUGGUAUUUCUUGAUCUAAAGCUGACAAGGGAUCUUCCAAAUAUUGGAAAAGAAGGGUUCCUGUGGUAAUCUAGGAUAAUUACUGCACCUUCAGCAUUACAAAUAGUCCUCAUUCAGUGAUCUCAUUUGGGACCCACAACUCAGUAUUAUGUGAAGUGUUUGCUAAGUGAACCCACAACUGUGCUUACAAUCUUAAUUCAGCUUUCCUUUACAAACCUGUAAAUGUCACAAAGCUACUUUUACAGUACCGUCAUAACUAUGAAUUGUUGCUAAAUGAGAUUUGAUGUAUUUGAUCAAUACAUGGUCUCAAACCAAAGAUUUCUGAAGAACACAUACGUGUAACUGUGCUUAGUGCAACAAGGGCUGAGAAGGGAAUUUGUCUCUUCCUAACUAAUUCCAGAAUAUCCAUCUCAAUCAGUUAGCAACCCAUCGUGACAAAGAAGCUGGGUUCCUGCCAGUUCUAGCCUCUUCUAUAGAAGAGGUUCCACAAAUCUACAGUGCUGUUUAGAACUAGUU
Molecule: messenger RNA, 2826 nt
Organism: Thamnophis sirtalis
Lineage: Eukaryota; Metazoa; Chordata; Lepidosauria; Squamata; Natricidae
Gene: ARHGEF37
Product: Rho guanine nucleotide exchange factor 37
Cellular component (GO): cytoplasm
Molecular function (GO): protein binding; guanyl-nucleotide exchange factor activity
Source: RefSeq, a predicted model, not a curated record